This is a messenger RNA of Hyaloscypha bicolor E, 2262 nucleotides long. Its product is annotated as protease S8 tripeptidyl peptidase I. Lineage: Eukaryota; Fungi; Ascomycota; Leotiomycetes; Helotiales; Hyaloscyphaceae. The transcript is spliced from 4 exons. Gene Ontology annotation, biological process: proteolysis. Bases 44 to 2047 code for a protein of 667 amino acids. The record is from RefSeq and is a predicted model, not a curated record. Gene Ontology annotation, molecular function: tripeptidyl-peptidase activity; serine-type endopeptidase activity.
CGCUUUUUCAUCUCCUUCAACUCUCUCUCCGGCCUGCUUCAAGAUGAAGUCUAUAUUCUUAUCCGCGGUUUUUGUUGCUUUGCUCAACAAUUGUGGUGCAGCUCCAACUCCUGCAAGUUAUGCGGUCCAUGAAAAGCGAGCUUCGUCCCCAAGGCGCUGGAAUCGAGGCGAGCGCGUCGAUGGGGAAGCUAUCUUGCCAAUUCGCAUUGGGUUGGCUCAGAAUAGUCUGGAAGAUGCAGAGAUCCAUCUCAUGGACGUUUCUUACCCAUCCUCUCCAAACUUUGGCAAGCAUUGGACUCAGGAACAGGUUCACGAGAUGUUCGCCCCAUCUGAGAAAUCAGUUCAAGCUGUGCGCGAUUGGUUGGUUGCCUCCGGCAUCGAAGAUGAUGCCAUCGUCAAUUCUGAGGAUAAAGGGUGGCUUGCUUUUGACAUCCCUGCGCGGCAGGCCGAGGAUCUUUUCCAAACCGUAUACCACGAACACGUCCAUUCAACUUCGGGACAGCUCAGAGUUGGUUGUGACGAAUACUCCCUACCGUCUCAUAUUCGAGAUCACGUUGAUUACAUCCUGCCCGGUGUCAAACAUUCAGCCUCGUUGAGAAAGACUGAAGUCAAAAGAUCUGAAGUUAAGAGAUCUGCCCACAAUCACCUCGGGCCUAAAAAAGCACCUUGGAAUCCCCACCCCUCCUGGUCGAUGCCACCUGGAGCUGGAAAACUCCCACCAAACCUCCAAAAUUGUGGUGUAAACAUCACUCCAGUUUGCAUCAAGGCGCUUUAUCAAAUCCCAAAUGCUUACCUGAAGGGCGAUGUCAACCAGAUGGGUUUGUAUGAGAGUGGCGAUGUGUAUUCACAGGAAGAUCUGGACUUGUUUUUCGCCGCUUAUGCACGGAAUGUCCCACAAGGCACUCAUCCGAAGCUGGACUCGAUUGACGGGGGAGUGGCACCAGAGCCUGUGACAAGUGAGUAUGUUACUGGAGAGUCAGAUAUAGACAUGGAUCUUGCAUUCUCUCUGAUUUAUCCACAAAAUAUCACCUUGUAUCAAGUCGACGAUUUCGUUGAAGCCUUCACGGACGGUGGCUUCAACACUUUUCUCGACGCUCUCGACGGUUCUUACUGCACGUACACAGCAUACGGGAUAACAGGCGACUCCCCAGGCAUCGACGCCACCUACCCCGACCCAGCAGAUGGAGGAUACAAAGGACCCCUCGCCUGCGGAACCUACAAGCCUGCCCGCGUAAUCAGCGUCUCCUACGGUGUCUCGGAGUACGAUGCCCCAGUAAACUACACCCGCCGCCAAUGCAACGAAUUCCUCAAGCUCGGCCUACAAGGCCACACAUUCGUAUGGGCCUCCGGCGAUUACGGCGUCGCUUCUUUCCCCGGCGACGACUCCGCAAAUGGGUGCUUAGGCAAUGCCUCCCAAGUCUACAACCCGUCCUUCCCGACCUGUCCUUGGGUACUCAACGUUGGAGCUACACGUCUCUACGAUUACCAAACAGUCAACGACCCUGAAUCUGCUAUGCAAGCCAAUCUCGGCGUGGGCUUCGAACUCUUCGCUUCCGCCGGCGGCUUCGCAAACUACUUCCCCGUUCCCGACUACCAAAAGUCCGCCGUAUCAAACUACUUCAGCUCCCACGAGCCAGGUCUACCAUACUACUAUGCCAAUGACCAAGCAACGAACAUCGGCGCCAACGGCGGCUUCUACAACCGUGCCGGCCGCGGCUUCCCCGACGUGUCCGCCAAUGGCGCAGAACUGCUCGCAUUCGUAGGAGGCUCGUUGGGGCAUUGGUUCGGCACGUCGCUGUCGGCGCCCAUUUGGGGGAGCGUGAUCACGCUUAUUAAUGAGGAGAGAACGGUUAGGGGCAAGGGCCCGGUGGGAUUUGUUAAUCCGGUGUUGUAUGCGAAUUCCUGGGCGCUGAAUGAUAUUAAGAAUGGGAGUAAUCCGGGGUGUGGGAGUAAGGGGUUCGCUGCGGUGAGUGGCUGGGAUCCAGUUACGGGCUUGGGAACGCCGAGUUUUCCGAGGCUGUUGGAGUUGUUUUUGGGCUUGCCGUAAUGGGUGGGGUUGAGGAGGAGUAUAUACGCUUGUAAUGAAUGAUCUUGACUUCAUCAAGCUUGAUACGCCUCAGGUGCUCUCAAGCUUGCAGACAAGGGUUGUGCGAGGGCCGAAUGCUUGAUACCAUGGAAGGAAGGAAUGGGCUGAGAAACCACACACUUCUUCAGCGCAUCGUGUUAUAUAUUGUCUUCUACGCUACUACUCUUCGUCUCAAC